Parnassius apollo (apollo) is the source of this 1116-nucleotide messenger RNA. The record is from the annotation of a GenBank genome assembly. Lineage: Eukaryota; Metazoa; Arthropoda; Insecta; Lepidoptera; Papilionidae.
AUGCAAGAUCCACAAGCUAACAUGUUCAAGAAAGCUGGAUUUGAUGAUACAAUAUUUCUUAGUGAUGAAGAUUUUAAGAACAUCAAUGGGGACAUUAACCUCUCCUUGGCUGACAUGGGGGUUAUGGAAAAUUUUCUGCAAAAUGAGGACACACUGGAAGCAGCUAGUAAAUUUCAACCACAAUUUGAACUUUUUAUUCCUGUGUCACCGUCGGGGCCACCAGAAAGUAAAAGUUUUCCUGGUACUUUAAAUUUUGUAGUUGAAAUAAAAGGUACAGAAACGGACAAGAAGAAAUAUUUGUAUUCUGCUCGCCUAAAUCGUAUUUACGUGAACAUGGGAGUGAAUUUUCCUGUGCACUUCAGCUGGGACGCAGCAAAACAGGUUUUGCUGUACCCCACGGGCCUGUAUGUGAGGGCCACAGUUGUGUUUUCUGACCAAUCACAAGCGGAGAAGCGCGUAGAACGAUGUUUGCAACAUAUACAUGAACCAAACAACCCUGAACAAAAUCAUGCAGGCAGUGAAACAAUAGUGAAGCAUGUGCUUCGUUCCGCACGAGACCUGGGCACAGAUGGGUUGUACUACUGCGGACAGCCGGAUCGACCGGACUCCUGGUUGUCAGUGUUGUUGCACCUGUCAGCUCCUGCUGGACACGCCUACCAGUUUGUCUGCAAGAACUCCUGCUCGUCAGGCAUCAACCGGCGUAAUAUUGCCAUUAUAUUCACACUCGAGGACAGCCAUGGAACAAUACUGGGAAGACAGAGUGUUGGCGUCCGUUCGUGCUCUUGUCCUAAAAGAGAUCUAUCACGAGACGAGAAAGAAGAGGGCAAAGGGAAGAGAAAAAUGAAACAACCGCAAUCAGAAACACACAAGAAACUCAAAAUUGAAGUAUUAGAAAAUGAUGAAGAGAUAGUAACUCUUCCGAAGAUUCCCAUCAAAGGAAUAAAAACUGUAAUGACGGGGCUCGAAGUUAUGCAGAGGAUGAUGGAGUUAAGUGCCAGUGAAGCAGCAAAGAGGAAGGACCAAAAAGAGGUUGAUGAGUAUAAAAGCUGCCUAACUAGCCUGGGAACCACCAUUGAUAAUAUUAAAAAAGGUUUAAAGCCGCCCUCAAUGCAAUAG